UGCAACGACAGAGAAGUCAACAGGUCAUUGAGAAAAAAUGUUUGAAGAUACAACAGAUGUUGAGGACCUUCUUUGUGAUAUAAAAAGGAUUUACAAGAAACAUGAAGAAAAAAGAAAGACAAAAAUCACUGAGGAUUUGCAAAACGUCAAACAGAAAUACUCCCUAGACUUUUCAAAGGACACCAUGAAGAUCUUCAAUGACCCCAUUCAUGGUCAGAUUGAGCUGCACCCCCUGCUGGUGAAGAUGAUUGACACUCCUCAGUUUCAGAGACUCCGUCACAUCAAACAGCUGGGAACAAAAUAUCUGGUGUUCCCUGGAGCCACUCACACUCGCUUCGAACACUCCAUUGGUGUGGCGUAUUUAGCUGGAUGUCUUCUCAGAAGUCUUCAUUAUAAUCAGCCAGAGCUCAACAUUACCAAACAAGAUUUCCUGUGUGUUCAGAUCGCUGCUCUGUGCCAUGACAUGGGUCAUGGUCCGUUCUCUCAUUUAUUUGAUGGCAUGUUCAUCCCUGAAGUCCAACCUAAUUCCCCUUGGGAGCACGAGGAAGCCUCUGUUGACAUGUUUCACUGCAUGAUCAAGAAGAAUGGACUGGAAAAAGAGAUGGAACAACAUGGACUUAAUCUAUAUGAAGACCGCAUAUUUAUUAAGGAAUUAAUUCUGAAAGGACAAAAAGAUGCUAAGUGGUCAAUGAAGGGCAGGACUGAAGACAAGUCUUUCCUGUAUGAGAUUGUGGCAAAUAAACUGAAUGGCAUUGACGUGGAUAAAUGGGACUAUCUGGCUCGCGACUGUCAUUAUCUCGGCAUUCCUAAUGGUUUUGACCAUGAUCGUCUGCUGAAAUCUGCACGAGUGUGUGAUGUGAACAAGAGGAGACACAUCUGCUUCAGGGACAAGGUGGCAGAAAAUAUUUAUGGCAUGUUUCACACUCGAUACACUCUCCAUCGUCAGGCCCUUCAGCACAAGAUUGGCUACAUCAUUGAUGUCAAGAUCAAGGAUGCGCUUGUACUAGCUGAUGGCCCACUGAAGAUCUCAAAUGCCAUAGAUGACAUGCUGGAGUACACAGAACUCACAGAUCACAUCUUUGAUCAGAUCUUGAACAAGUCAAACACACAUCUGAAAAAGUGUGUUGGAGAGGCCAGAUUGAAUGAAGAAAAAUUAGAGGAAUUACCGGGGACCAGCUCGGAGGGCCAGCCUGAUGAAGACAAGAUUAAAAAGUAUCAGGAAAUACUAAGGGUUAACUGGAUGACAGCGUUCAACGAUUACAACACGUCUGCCAGCACACAACUGAAUGAUUCUGAUUUUGAGAUUCUUGUAUCCAAGCACAAGAUUCAUAAAUGGCUUGUUAGUGUGAACUCCAAUAUGUCCGAUCAGGAUUAUCAGAAGGUCCAGCAGAAGGCUGAGGAGUGCUUUCAGAAGUGGUGUGAGAAAGACUUCAUUGAUUCAGCCCGAAGCAUUCUAGAAGACGUUGUCAACAGACGGCUGCCAAAGUUCGUGGGAGAGGCCCGACUAAAGGAAGAUGGAUUAAAGAAAAUGCUGACAGAACACUGGGAGAAGAUGGUCGAAGAUUUUAAAAAACAACAUCAAAUUCUGAAGGACUUUUAUGAAAAACUGCUGGCCAUCUUGAGAACCCAGUCAGGUGACGUCUUCAAGACUAAAGUGUAUCAGGACAUACUGCUGGCCAGUUUGGGAGACAAGCCUGAUGAAGCCUUCAAGAUUAAGCAAAAAAAGGAGGACGGCUCCAAAGCCCAGCCUGUUAAAGCCUUCAAGAUCAAAGUCUAUCAGAAACUUCUGGAGAAAUGCUGGAAGUCUGAUCCGCAGGCACCUAAGGGAGCUGAGGACUGUGAAAUUCAUGUUCUUGAGAUGGGUUUUGGUGAAGUGGGUAAUGAGCCCAUUGAAAAUGUUCAUUUUUAUAGCAAGCAGGAGCCAAACAAAGCCUUCAAGAUGGAGAAGUAUCAGGUGUCCAGUCUCAAGCCACAGAAGUUUCAUGAAUGGCUUGUGAGGGUCUAUUACGAUCCGAAGGAUCGGGAGAAUCAGAAGGAGGUCCAGCAGAAAUCUGAGUACUUUCAUAAGUACUUUCAUGAGUGGUGCAAAAGCAAUAAAAACAACUUCAUUGAUUUUGGGCCUCAUUCAGAAGGAGAAGAAGAAGAAGAAGAAGAAGAAGAAGAAGAAGAUGCUUCAAGGAAGAUUUUCAAUGACCCCAUUUAUGGUCAGAUUGAGCUCGACCCCCGGCUGGUGAAGAUCAUUGACACUCCUCAGUUUCAGAGACUCCGUCACAUCAGACAACUCGGAGGGGCAUUUCUGGUGUAUCCGGGUGCCACUCACACUCGUUUCGAACACUCACUUGGGAUGGCAUAUUUAGCAGGAUGUAUGAUCGAUGUUCUGAAAAAAAAACAUGUUCUGGAAAAGAAUCCAGAGGAUUUCAUUUCACCGAAAGACGAGCUGUGUGUCAAAAUUGCUGCUCUGUGCUACAAUUUAGGCCAUGGCCCAUUCUCUUUUCUGUACGAGAACUUCAUAAAAGAAUCCCUAAAGCGUGAUAAAAAUUGGAAGGUAGCAUCGCACUUGAUGCUUAAGGACAUAUUAACGAAGAAUGGAAAACUGAAUGGCGAGUUAAACGGGAGUGAUCUCACCUUUAUUAAGAAGUUAAUUUAUGGGGACCAUACUACUUCAGAAAAAAUGCGGAAAAAGAGGAAAUGGACUGAGGACAAAACUUUCCUGUAUGAGAUUGUGAGAAAUAAAUGGAACGGCAUUGAUGUGCGUAAAUGGGACUAUUUUGCAAGAGACUGUCAUCACCUCGGCAUCCCAAACAGCUUUGACCAUCAGCGCCUGCUGAAAUCUGCUCGAGUGUGUGAGGUGGACGGGAGAAAUCACAUCUGCUUCAGAGACAAGGUGGCAGAUAGUGUUUAUGACAUGUUUAAAACCCAGUACACUCUCUACAGUCAGGCCUACCAGCACAAGAUCGUCAACAUCAUCGAAAAAAAAAUCACAGAAGCCCUCACUGCAGCUGAAGGCAAGCUCACCAAGAUCUCACCGUUGAUAGCAUCCGACGAGGAAAGGGUUGCAAAAUUGUCCAAACUGACAGACCACAUCUUUGAGGAGAUCUUGUACUCCACUGAUGACGAGCUGAAAGAUGCCAGGAUGAAGCUGGAGGAUGUUGUGAACAGACGCCUGCCAAAGUGUGUGGGAGAGACCAGAAUAACAGAAGCUGAAUUCAAAGACAAACAGAUCUUCCAGGAUAACUGGAAUCAAGCAGUGAAAGAAUGGAACGAACACCCAACUAUGUUCUUGGAUAAGAAGGAUUUCAUCAUUGAUGUGAUUCAACUGGAUUGUACUUUCAGCACGGGUAAAAACCCCAUCGACAGUGUCUAUUUCUACAGGAAGAGGAACCCCACCGAAGCCUUCAAGAUUGAGAAAUAUGAGGUGUCCAGUCUGCUGCCGGAGGAGUUUACUGAAUAUGUUGGUAGGAUUUACUACACAAAAAAGUCUGAUGAGGAGGAGAGGGAUGCUAAGGAGUGCUUCAAAUGGUGGUGCCGUGGCAAGUGUGUGAUUCUGGUCUACGAUAAAGAUGAGUUUAGAGGCAACAAGUGCUUUAUCACAGGGGACUGUCCUUCUUUGGACCGCUGUGGUAUAGAUGUGGUCCGCUCUUGCAAGGUUAUCAAAGGCAUCUGGAAGCUCUAUGACGGUCAAGAAUACAACGAGCCCCAUUACCUGCUGAAGGAGGGGGAUUAUCCCAAUCCUGCAGAAUGGGGCGCCACAAACCCUGCUAAGUCUCUUAAAAGUGUGACAUUUCAGAUCCAGCUCUAUGAACAGUUUGAUCUGUGGUGUAUGGGAGCUCUAUGA
Molecule: messenger RNA, 3835 nt
Organism: Ctenopharyngodon idella (grass carp)
Lineage: Eukaryota; Metazoa; Chordata; Actinopteri; Cypriniformes; Xenocyprididae
Exons: 39
Coding region: 38-3835 (1265 amino acids)
Biological process (GO): regulation of innate immune response; dGTP catabolic process; defense response to virus
Cellular component (GO): nucleus
Molecular function (GO): dGTPase activity
Source: RefSeq, a predicted model, not a curated record